Messenger RNA from Dermacentor silvarum, 2382 nucleotides. Its product is annotated as Fanconi anemia group J protein-like. Gene Ontology annotation, biological process: double-strand break repair involved in meiotic recombination; nucleotide-excision repair. NCBI's taxonomy places the organism in Eukaryota, Metazoa, Arthropoda, Arachnida, Ixodida, Ixodidae. The record is from RefSeq and is a predicted model, not a curated record. Gene Ontology annotation, molecular function: hydrolase activity, acting on acid anhydrides, in phosphorus-containing anhydrides; DNA helicase activity; ATP binding. Gene Ontology annotation, cellular component: nucleus.
GAUGUGCAUCCUGUCCAGUCGUGAGAGGACCUGCAUCCACCCAGUAGUGUCGAAGGCGCCGAACAAGAAUGAGAUGUGCAAAGAGCUGCUUGAGAACAUGGGCUGUAGGUUCAACAGCAAUAUGAAGAGGACGCCCCUCACUCCACCAAUGGAGCCAUAUGAUUUGGAAGAGCUUGUCAAGAUUGGGAGAAAGUUCAAAGUUUGCCCCUACUACUGGAGUAUAGACCAGAUGCCGAGUGUGGACAUCAUUUUCUGCCCGUACAACUACCUCAUCGAUCCAGUCGUCAGGAAAUGUUUGUCCAUUGAUUUGAAUAAUGCUGUCGUGGUUCUUGAUGAAGCGCACAACAUUGAAGACAUUAGUAGGGAAGUGAUGAGCAUUACAGUGACGCAAGACCAGCUUCGGGACAUCAUCAUGGACCUGGAGGAAAUGCAGCGUAUCGACAUCAUGCCUAUGGAACACAGUGCCAUUGCGAGAGUGAUAUCCAAGCUCAGUGUGUGGAUAACGCAACAUUCGGACCACCUGAACGACUACAAGAGCUUUGAACAGUCUGGAAAAGUCUGGGCCGGCACAGAGAUCCUUGCUUUUAUGACUGAAGUUGGUCUUAGUCCAGACAGAUUCAACAAUUUCAAGAACCUUGUUACUGCCAUCACAACUGUUGAAAAAGGGUCUGAAAAGGAUCCAGAGCUCAUUCACCCAACAGUCAGUGCAGCAACAUCUGCCACCUUGCAAAAUCUUGUCAUCAUCCUCGACUUUAUGUACAAGGACAAUCUAAAGUAUCUUGGUGACUUUAGGGCUGCCAUAGUAAAGGCUCCUUCGAAGAAAAAGCAGACAGAGGCUUCUAGGCGGUCAUCAGGUGGCGGAGCGUUUAAUAUGACCUGGACGCAUAGUCUGAGCUUCUGGUGCCUCAACCCUGCUGUUGCCAUGUCGGACAUAAAGGAUAAGGUGCACUCUUUGAUUGUGGCAUCAGGAACGCUAACGCCCAUGGAGUCGUUCGAGUCGGAGCUGGACAUGCCCUUCAAGAGCCAGCUGCAGGCCAACCACGUCAUUCCACGUGAGGGGGUCUGGAUUGGAGGCAUUGCGUUUGGUCCCAAUAAUGUAAAUCUUACUGCCAAUUUUAGGACUGCAGAGACCUUCGAGUUUCAGGAUGAGAUAGGGUCCAUUCUUUGGGACAUCUGCAGGGCUGUCCCUUAUGGAGUGCUAUGUUUCUUCCCAUCAUAUGGGAUGAUGAACAAGUUGUCGCAGCGAUGGCAGAACACAGGUUUGUGGGACAGGCUGGAAAGGCUAAAGCACAUUGCUGUGGAACCUCAGAGGGCAGACUCCAGCACGUUUGACUACACGAUGAGCGAGUACUUCAGUCAUGCCUCUGGAUACAGUGAUGGCUAUGACGAUGACGACAGGGGAGGAGCCCUUCUGCUGGCAGUAUGUCGGGGCAAAGUUAGUGAAGGCCUAGACUUUACAGACAACAGUGCGAGGGCUGUGGUGACGGUUGGCAUUCCAUUUCCAAAUGUAAAGGAUAUGCAGGUUGACCUGAAACGCAAGUAUAACGACCAGCAACUGAGGUCUGGCAGGCCAGUGAUGAAUGGAAAUUCCUGGUACGAGACGCAGGCGUUCCGUGCUCUUAAUCAGGCCCUGGGGAGAUGCAUUCGGCACAGGGACGACUGGGGUGCCUUGAUUAUAAUAGACCAUCGCUUUUCGCAGCAGCCAAAGUUUCAAAAAGCCCUGUCGAAGUGGAUUCGGGAACAGUUUCAGUGCUUCCCGUGCUACAAUGAAGCCAUUGAUUCCCUGAAGUCAUUUAUGGAGUCCAAAAUGAACGCAGCCAAGAAGUUGUCCUCUCCACUCUGCAAAGUGAAGCCACGUGGGACAGACCCGUCUGAUGACUGUAUCAUGUUACCAGCAGGGGACACAUCAAGCAUGUCCAUGGACCAAACAGAGCCCAUAUAUGUUGAACACUCUGAUGAUAGCCUUGAAGAAAUGUUCAUGUAAAGCACGUGUUGACGUGGCCUUGGCAGCGUCAGCCUGUGGUCACAUUGGAAUAAUGGCGUAUUUUCUUGUGGCUGCAUUUUUGCAGCAGUGACUCUGAUCUGCAUUUGAAGUGACUUGGACAUACAGAUUCUUGUAGCAGUGACUGUGAUCUGUGUUUGAAGUGACUCGGACAUACAAUGUGCGUGGUUUACCCAGAAUGUGUUUUAUUUGUGAACAUUAAGGCAUUAGCUGUGACCAGAGAAGCUGUGCUUUCGUUAGUUUAGCUUUUUAUUAUUUUUAAAAUCAAAUUAUGAUAUAAAUUUUUAACAUUAAUCUGUAUAAAUUUAUCCCGCACGUUGAUCUUGAACUCCUUGUUUCGAUUAUUGAACGCAGUAUGUAAAUAAAGAGUAUCCACUGUA